UUGUCCCAAGUAUGGUAUUUCUUUUUAAUCAGGGUGUCACCCACCUUUUGUCCCCCUGAAAUAUUGGGGAGGGUUCCUGCUCCCCCCCCCACCCCCACCAGUUUCUUCUUUCCCUCCAUCCCAAGGCUCUACUGGGCUUGAAACCAAAGGGGAGGGGGCCGUCACCUGGGGGGUAGUCAAAUCAGGAUUUGCCGGGAGCGGGCUGGAAGUGGAUGAGGCCAAGCGGUCUGGGCCACCCCGAUCAGGCCUCGCCUCCCUAGAAACUCCCCGCUGCAGGAUGGGGGUGUCUCUGGGGGAGGCCGCCUCUUCCUAGAAGGGAUAUUUGGGGUGCACUUCAACUGUCCAUCGUCCUGUCGUUUGCCCCCUCCGAGCCAGCACUUCCUCUUGGGGAGCCCCUCUAUUUUUCUAUCCAGCUUUCACAUCCAUUAGCUCGUUUUCUGUUCUGGGAGACGCAGACGGGCGUCGCGAGCUCCAUUUGAAGGCUAAGGAGAUGGAGGCCCAGAGAGGUUGAAUGACUUGCCCAGGGUCCCACAGCAGGCCGUCGGGGAACUGAGACUACAGCCGGGAUGGAGCUCCACUGGGCGGGAUCGUGAGGCUCCCCCCCCGGCCCCGCAUCCGGUCCCCCGCGCCCCCCGACCCCGUGAGUAUGGACGAGUGGAAACCGAAUGCUCCGGGCAAACCGUACAACCUGCGGAAGAGGCGCGGCUGGUAUCUGGCCUGGAAAUACAAGCUAGGCAACCAGAGGAGCCUUCGGCGGCUGUGCCAGACAGGGGCCGUCCUCUUCCUGCUGGUGACGGUCAUUGUGAAUAUCAAACUAAUCCUGGACACCCGUCGGGCAGUCAGCGAGGAGGAGGAGGAAGAGCCGGGACAGGACUAUGAUGAAACCCUGCGGCGUCUGGACCCCCCUCACCGGCCGGCCGGGGCCCGUAAGGUGCUGGACGUGGAGGUGUACUCGAGCCGCUCCAAGGUGUACGUGGCCGUGGACGGGACCACGGUCUUGGAGGACGACGCCCGGGAGCAGGGCCGCGGGAUCCACGUCAUCGUGCUGAACCAGGCCACGGGCCACGUGAUGGCGAAGCGGGUGUUCGACACCUACUCUCCCCAUGAAGAUGAGGCCAUGGUCCUCUUCCUCAACAUGGUGGCCCAUGGCCGCGUCCUCAUCUUCACCAUCAAGGACGAAGGCUCCUUCCACCUCAAGGAGCCGGCCAAGGCCCUGCUGAGUAGCCUGGGGAGCCAGCUGGCUUCGGCCCUCAACUGGAGGGACAUGUGGGCAUUCGUGGGGAAGAAAGGAGGUGAUGUGUUUGGUGAAAAGCACUCCAGGUCUCCCGCACUGUCCACCUGGGGGGACCCGGUCCUGCUGAAGACCCAGGUCCAGCUGACCGCGGUGGAAGAUGCCGAGUGCCACUGGCCUGACACGGAGCUGAACCGGCGAAGGAAGCGGUUCUGCGGUAAGGUGGAGGGCUACGGCAGCGUGUGCAGCUGCAGGGAUCCCACCCCUAUCGAGUUCAACCCCGAGCCGCUCCAAGGCAAUCAAGUCGCGAACGUGCCCGUGGCCGUCAUCGCGGGGAACCGUCCGAAUUACCUGUACCGGAUGCUGCGGUCUCUGCUCUCGGUGCAGGGGGUCACCCCGCAGAUGAUCACGGUCUUCAUUGAUGGCUACUACGAGGAGCCGAUGGACGUGGUGGCCCUGUUUGGCCUCAGGGGGAUCCAGCACACGCCCAUCAGCAUCAAGAACGCCCGGGUCUCCCAGCACUACAAGGCCAGUCUGACAGCCACCUUUAACCUGCAUCCGGAUGCCAAGUUCGCCGUGGUUUUGGAAGAAGACUUGGACAUCGCGGUGGACUUCUUCAGCUUCCUCAGCCAGUCCAUCCACCUGCUGGAGGAGGACGACAGCCUCUACUGCAUCUCGGCCUGGAAUGACCAGGGCUAUGAGCACACGGCGGAGGACCCGGCCCUCCUGUACCGCGUGGAGACCAUGCCCGGCCUGGGCUGGGUGCUCAGGAGAUCCCUCUACAAGGAAGAGCUGGAGCCCAAGUGGCCCACGCCCGAGAAGCUGUGGGACUGGGACAUGUGGAUGCGGAUGCCAGAGCAGCGCCGAGGUCGCGAGUGCAUAAUCCCCGACGUCUCCCGCUCCUACCACUUCGGCAUCGUGGGGCUCAACAUGAACGGCUACUUCCACGAAGCCUACUUCAAGAAGCACAAGUUCAACACCGUCCCCAGGGUCCAGCUGAAAAACGUGGAGAGCCUGAAGCAGGAGGCCUACGAAGUGGAGGUUCACCGACUGCUCAGCGAGGCUGAAGUCCUGGACCACAGCAAGAACCCCUGCGAGGACUCCUUCCUGCCCGACACCGAGGGCCGCACCUACGUCGCCUACAUCCGCAUGGAGCAGGAAGCCGAUUUCUCCACAUGGACGCAGCUCGCCAAGUGCCUCCACAUCUGGGACCUGGACGUGCGGGGGAACCACAAGGGGCUGUGGCGGCUCUUCCGGAAAAAGAAUCACUUCCUGGUGGUGGGGGUUCCGGCCUCCCCGUACUCGGUGAAGAAGCCCCCGUCCGUCACCCCCAUUUACCUCGAGCCGCCCCCGAAGGAGGAGGCCGGAGCCGCGGAGCAGUCGUGAGGAGCAGGGCCGCCAUGAGCCUGGGGGCGGGGG
Molecule: messenger RNA, 2650 nt
Organism: Ornithorhynchus anatinus (platypus)
Lineage: Eukaryota; Metazoa; Chordata; Mammalia; Monotremata; Ornithorhynchidae
Gene: POMGNT1
Product: protein O-linked mannose N-acetylglucosaminyltransferase 1 (beta 1,2-)
Exons: 22
Coding region: 647-2617 (656 amino acids)
Biological process (GO): protein O-linked glycosylation via N-acetylgalactosamine
Cellular component (GO): Golgi membrane
Molecular function (GO): beta-1,3-galactosyl-O-glycosyl-glycoprotein beta-1,3-N-acetylglucosaminyltransferase activity
Source: RefSeq, a predicted model, not a curated record